CCGACUUUCUCUUCCCCAUUACCUUUUUUUCCACACAUACAUACAUCGACUCAUUCCCCAUUCUUAGCAAUACAGUAACCGCUAGCUAUGACUACUACAACUGUUAGGAGGUCCUCACGGCUUGUCCAAAAAGCUACUACAAUACUUGGGAGGGCUACUGCCCAGAGUCCCACUACAGCGGCUUCCAAGACUUUAGUUUCCACUCCUACCUCUUUUACCCAAAUGAAGACGGAUAAUACUGUCAUUAAAAAACGGACAAGGCGUUCUAAUAUCAAAACCACAUCCACGUCCGCCACAGAUAUAAACCAAGGAAACGCUGAUUCAGCUCCAAAGUAUAGUCUUGAGAAGAACGCAAAAAAACCGUCACAACGCAUAAAACGCCAAAAGAAGAAUAGUUCAGAAAAAGCGUUGAAACAUGUUGAAAAAGUCAACGAGCAAGUACAGGAGACAGCCAAACGAUCAACAAAGCAAAAAUCCGGAGCAGAGAGGGAAACAAAGGCAACGCAGGCGGUAAAGGCAACAAAGGUAACUAAGAUUAAAGCAAAGAAUUACAAAGAUGUGAUCACAACUGUGCAAAACAGGAAACGAAAGGCAGAAUCCAUUGAGGAAAAUUCUACAGUAGAGUCUUCGCAUGAAGGGCAGGAGCAAGGACAAGUUGUCAAACGUAAACGAGUACGGAAGCCAAACAAAGCUAAAGCGAUGACUAACGAAGGAGGGCUGGAAGGAAUUGCUGAAGAAUCCUCGUUAUCGUUAUUGCAGGGACAGGCCGCUGCUCCACUCCCCAUCAAUCGAACAGAUCCAUGUGUGGUCCUUCCGGUUGAAAUUUGGCACCAAAUUCUGUCACUUAUACCUCUUUCGCAGGUCGCCAAGAUCUCUGUUGUAUCCACUGCCUGGCUUGAUGGCUCACGUUCAUAUCCCUGCUGGAAAUCCAUCUGUGAAAAUAACAAUCUGGGACGACCCAAGAUUAAAUUUCGUUCUCAUAUGGCAAUCGUGUGCUCACGCUCAUUUUGGGUUUGUGACUCCUGCCAUUCAUACACCACAGGUCGCUAUAACGCAUCUGACAUCCCAUUACCUGUGGCUAGGAAGGAUGAUGAUGAAAUGAUUUGGAAUUUAUGCCACCGCUGUCGACUAAUGUACUAUAAUCGAUUUCCAGAGCCACUUCGUGAAGUUGAGGAUCUCUAUGAUUGGCAAGAAAACAAAAUUACAAAAACGAAGGCUUGUGAAACAUAUCAUCUGUCGGAAAACGAUCUAGCAGGCCUCUAUUAUGAAGAACGGGAAAAUCCUCAUUACAGGUACGCUUGGCCGAUGAGGCUAUAUAAUCGAUAUACGAUCCAAAAACGAGCUCUCAAGGUUCAUGCAGGAUGGGUGGGAAUAGAUGCAUUUAAAGCCUCGAUCGCAAAGAAGCGCUCUGCAGCUUUCAAGGUUAGACAAGCGGAAUUCAAAGUGCGCACAUCCCCAAAGCGCAGUGGAGCCACCCAAACCCCAACUCAGGAGCAGACACAGAAUAGCCCCGAGGCCCCUGGACAGGAACAAUGGCAUGAAGAACAACCCAUGUCCAUACUCAGUUCGCACAAUCAACAGCAAACGCCUGCAGCAGUUGAAUCUAAUAAAAACACUAAUCUCAGCCCUACUUCAGAUGAUAAUGGAGCAGUGAUUAACAUUCAGAAGAUCAUUGGUGAUCUAACCGCUCAAGGAGCAGCCAUCAACGGGAAGGAAAAUGGGCUUAUCCUCCUAGAGAUCCAGGCCAAAACACAAGCGGCGCUACAGGUGCUGUGUUCCGAGACUCCUAUAUUCUCUGGCGUUUGAAUUCUGUGUGGCUGUACUUUACUGGACACCAUGCACAACUUCACAUCACCUCUACACACGAGCACGCACGUCCACUAGCACCCGCAUUCAUUCUGACAUGAGCCAACAAAGCAUUAGCAAUGUAGCAUGCAUAUUGCCAUAAUAAUAUUAAAAUAAAAGUGGAAACAAAAAG
Molecule: messenger RNA, 1978 nt
Organism: Lobosporangium transversale
Lineage: Eukaryota; Fungi; Mortierellomycota; Mortierellomycetes; Mortierellales; Mortierellaceae
Exons: 1
Coding region: 88-1806 (572 amino acids)
Molecular function (GO): protein binding
Source: RefSeq, a predicted model, not a curated record